This is a messenger RNA of Prunus dulcis (almond), 3510 nucleotides long. RefSeq lists its product as uncharacterized. The record is from RefSeq and is a predicted model, not a curated record. The coding region runs from base 1 to 3510 and encodes 1169 amino acids. The transcript has a single exon. NCBI's taxonomy places the organism in Eukaryota, Viridiplantae, Streptophyta, Magnoliopsida, Rosales, Rosaceae. Gene Ontology annotation, molecular function: nucleic acid binding; RNA-DNA hybrid ribonuclease activity.
AUGGGGUCAGACCAUUGUCCUAUUUUAGUUGAAACUUCUUCUCGCCUUAUUGCUGGGCCUAAACCAUUCCGGUUUGAGGCUGUUUGGGCAGAGGAUCUUGAGUGCGAGAGUAUGGUGCAGCAGGGCUGGGAUUUAGCUAGUAAUGGGGAUAACUUGUCUAGAUGGGUUUUGAGCCUCAAGUCUUGUGAAUUGAAGCUUCGAAAAUGGAGCAAACUGAAGUUCAAGGAUCGCAGGUUUCAAAUUGAUUUUCUUUAUGGGGAGUUGAAAGGGUUACAAAAUUUUAUGGAGGAUGCUGAUGUAAGGGUGCAUGCAGAUACUAUUAUUUCUUCUAUUGAUUCCUUGUGGGAGUUGGAAGAGAUUUUCUGGCACCAACGGUCUCGUGUAAAAUGGCUCACUUCUGGUGAUUCUAAUUCAAGAUUCUUUCAUAUCUCUACUCUUCAAAGGAGGCAGUAUAAUCGAAUUUUGAGACUCAAGUCAUUGUCGGGUAAUUGGUUAGUAACUGAACCUUCCAUUCAUCUAGCUUUUGAUGAUUAUUUUCGGAACUUAUUUAAAACUGUUGGUCCCCGUGAUUGGAGUAAAGUUCUCUUGUGUACUCCUUCUAUUGUGUCUGCGGAUAUGAAUGACUCCUUGACUCGUCCCCUGAGUUUGGAUGAGGUACAAGCUGCUGCGGCUCAGUUAGGAUCCCUUAAGGCACCGGGGCCUGAUGGCUUCCCCGGCUUGUUUUACCAACGUUAUUGGUCUACUGUGAGUUCUGUAGUGAAUGAUUCAGCUUCUGAUUUCUUCAAUUUUGGACAUCAAAUCGUUAAUUUGAAUAUGACGCAUAUUGUUCUGAUCCCAAAGAUCCUACAUCCAGAAGAAUUGGGGCAAUUUAGGCCUAUUAGUCUAUGCAAUAAUAGUUAUAAGCUUUUGGCAAAGAUUUUAGCGAAUCGAUUGAAGGUUAUCCUUCCAAAUAUCAUUUCUUCACACCAGAAUGCUUUCGUUCCCCACCGUCAGAUCCAAGAUAAUGUUCUUCUGGCUCAUGAGGCAUUCCAUCACUUGCGAUUAAAAAAAUCAAUAUGUAAGUUUGAGUUGGGCCUGAAACUGGAUAUGAAUAAAGCAUAUGACCGUAUUGAGUGGGAUUUUUUGCAGGCUAUGAUGUACAAGAUGGGAUUUAAUGACCAAUGGGUUUCUCUGAUUAUGAGGUGUGUGAGCUCCGUUUCAUUUGCUGUGAUGUUAAAUGGAAAAGUUGGGUCUCAGUUUUGCCCUUCUAGGGGUCUCCGUCAGGGUGACCCACUUUCUCCUUACCUGUUUCUGCUUGUUAGUGAGGCUUUAUCUAAUAUGAUCAGUUACAACAGCUCUUUGGGUCAGCUUCAAGGAAUUUAUCUGCAUAAUCGUUGUCCUAUGUUGACCCACUUGUUCUUUGCUGAUGAUUCUAUUUUCUUUCUAGCUGCUACAAAUCAUAAUUGUGUUGUGAUGGAGGAAAUAUUGUUUGAUUAUUGUUUGGCUUCUGGGCAAUUAAUCAAUCUUGAUAAAUCUAAUAUUUUUUUCAGCCCUAAUACCCCUUUAUGGGUUAGAAAGGAUUUAUGUUGGAUUUUUGGGAUCAAAGAAGCAGACAAUCCUGGGAAUUAUCUAGGUUUACCUACUAUUUGGGGAAGGUCUAAGAAAGAGGCUCUUAAUUAUAUUAAAGAGCGCAUUUUGGGGAAAGUCCAAGGUUGGAAGCAAAAACAUUUAUCACAAGCUGGUAAGGAGACUUUGAUAAAGGCUGUUCUGUUUGCUAUCCCUUCUUACCCCAUGUCGUGUUUCAAACUUCCAAUUACUCUAUGUCGCGAAAUUGAUUCACUUAUUGCUAAUUUCUGGUGGGGUAAUAAUUCAGUAGGGGGGAAUAAAAUUCAUUGGAAGCGUUGGGAGCUGAUGGGUUUAUCUAAGGCAGCUGGAGGGAUGGGGUUCAAAAACCUAGGUUAUUUCAAUGAUGCUAUGCUUGCUAGGCAAGCCUGGAGGAUUAUUUGCAACCCGGGUGCCUUAUGGGUCCAAAUUCUUAAAGGUUUAUAUUUUCCUGAUUGCAGCUUUUUGGAGGCUCAAAAAGGAGGCCGUGCUUCGUGGGCUUGGUCAAGCAUUCUAGUGGGACGGGAUAUCAUUCUUUCUGGAGCUCAUUGGCAGAUUCUAAAUGGAUCUUCUACCUCAAUUUGGGCUGAUAAAUGGAUCCCAGGUAUCCCAGGUGGUUAUUUGCGACCUUGUCUCCCUGUUCCUGUGGAUGCUCCUGUCAAGGUGUGUGAGUUAAUUGAUUGGAAUCAUGGAGUUUGGAAUUUGUUACCCAUUGCUCAUCUUAUCUCCCAACAUGAGCUUAAUGCUAUUUCGGCUAUUCCGAUCGGGGGGUCUGUUUCUGGUGACCGGCUGGUUUGGCCAUGGGUCAAGUCCGGUAACUUUACUGUGAAGUCGGGCUAUAAUUGGAUUGUGAAUCAAAACAUCAGGUGUCCCUUGGCUAAUGCUCAAUCUUCACAUACCAUUUCUCUUGAUACUUGGAAGAUCAUUUGGGAGUCCAAAACCCUUCCGAAAGUGAAACAGUUUCUUUGGCGAGCGGUCUCUAAUAUUCUCCCUUCCUUCUUAAAUCUCUAUAAGCGUAGGUUGUCCACUUCGCAUUUAUGUCCUAUUUGUUUGGAGAGUCCUGAAUCAAUUGAACAUAUGCUGGUCCUUUGUCCUUGGACAGCGUGUGUUUGGUUUGGAAGUGCAAUUGGCUAUCGCGUGGAUUUGCAAAAUUUUACUUCUUUGGAUAGAUGGUUGGGCAGUCUCUUGAGAGGGGAGAGUAUGUUUUCACCCAAUUCUAGGUGGAUUUUGUCAGUUGUUGCUUUCACUUGUUGGCAUAUUUGGAAGGCUCGAUGUAAAUUUGUUUACAAUGAUAUCCCAAUUGUGCCUGCAGCUACUAGAUCUCGUGCUUGUUUGGCUGUGUCGGAAUUUUGGAAUGUUACCAAGAAGCCAGUUCUUGGGUCUGUGGGUAUGCCUAUUCAGAUUUCUUCUCCUCAUCCUUCUCAUUGGCUACCCCCCAUUUCUUCUUAUGUUAAGAUUAAUACUGAUGGUUCUUGGAAGUCUGGUUCUGCUAUGGCUGGAGUUGGAGUUAUUAUUCGGAAGAUUGCUGGUUCUUGUAUUGGGGGUCUUGCUGCUCAGGUGCGGGCCCAAUCUCCACUUAUGGCUGAAGUUUUGGCCCUGAAACAUGGUCUUUUGAGAGCUAAAGAGUUGAAUUUGGUUAAUGUUGUGGUGGAAUCUGAUUCUCAAGUGGCUAUUAAUUCUGUUCUGGGGGAUGUUUCUUCCUCUAAUUGGGAGUUGUAUCCUAUCCUUAAGGAUAUUAGGUUUCUUAAAGCCUCUUUCACAAAUCUGAAUUGGGCAUGGGUGCCCCGUGAAGCGAACCGGUCUGCGGAUGCCGUUGCCUCGCUUGCCAGGAAGGGGAUGUGCUUGGAGUCGUGGCUUGUGCGACCUCCAUCCUUUCUAGUUCAUAUUUUAUCUCGGGAUGGUCUUCCUUGCCCUCCGCCUGGUGCUUAA